Molecule: messenger RNA, 1159 nt
Organism: Solea senegalensis (Senegalese sole)
Lineage: Eukaryota; Metazoa; Chordata; Actinopteri; Pleuronectiformes; Soleidae
Exons: 6
Coding region: 96-821 (241 amino acids)
Source: RefSeq, a predicted model, not a curated record
UAGGUUGUCCUGAGUCGGACCUCUGGGACAGGACCGCCCCCACCCCCUUGUUAGAUGCGUCCACCUCUACCACGAAUUGGCGUUGCGGGUCCGGGAUGUUGAGGACCGGUGCUGAGGAGAACGCCAUCUUGAGGCGUUGGAAUGCCUUCUCUGCCUGUGGAUUCCAUACAAACGGAACUAGACAAGAGUGGAAAGAGUAUCGUGUCAUUCAACACGACAAAUUCAAUAUGAUGACAUCUCCAAACUUUGUCUUCUUAGUGGCGUAUUUGCUCUUUGGGAAACUGGUUCACACAGGAGCAUGUGCUGGAGGAGAACACAGCGUUUACUGGCUCAAGAACGCUCAAGAACCUCACCAUGGAACCAUUUACACCAAAGGAAACAGAAGUGAUCAGUGUGAGAGGAAACCCAACACUCAAACACACACCUGUGUCUACAAAUUACCAAUGAACAGUGUGAAUCUCUCUCAUGCUGGGACCUACUACUGUGCUGUCGCCGCAUGUGGACAUAUACUGUUUGGGAACGGGACCAAACUGGACUUUAAGGUGUCUCCAUUUGCAGACCAGUCAUCAAUGUAUAUCAUGGCUGGAGCUUUGACAUUCACCACCCUCCUGAGUAUUUUACUGGCUUUCUUACUGUACAAGAGAGACAAAUGUUCAGAGUCUUGUGCCCAAUUAUCAGCUCGCUCCACAUCAAAUGAAGAGGGAAACAGAGAUGGAGACAAUGUCCACUAUGCUGCGAUAAAUGUCCACCUGCCUAACAGAUCAAGAAGACAGAUGGACAAUGCAAAUAAUGAAUGCAUGUACUCCAGUGUUCGACAUUAACUCUGUCUUUGUUAGUUCUGUCAUUUUCUCAGUCUUUCUUUAUUGUAAACAUCACACGUGAAGUUUUGGUUUAGUUUUUUCCCCCAAAUGAGUAUCUGAAUCUUAUUCAGUUACACUGUAAUUUACAUGCUAUUCUAACAUAAAGAGAGACGGCAGCUCUUCAACUGAAGACCCUUCAGCAGAGAGCUAAACAAGGUUCCAGCAGCAAGAGAAUCCACUCUGCUGGUCUUCAAGCAGGCCCGCUCACAGCAGCCUGCUAUCAGAGGCAGCGACAUCAGAGGGAUCCAGAGCCAGGUUAGCUCCAAGUAGCUAACUUUGUAAGGAGGACCUGCACACAC